Messenger RNA from Spirometra erinaceieuropaei, 685 nucleotides. Lineage: Eukaryota; Metazoa; Platyhelminthes; Cestoda; Diphyllobothriidea; Diphyllobothriidae. The record is from the annotation of a GenBank genome assembly.
AUGUCGACCAUGACGGUGCUCACCAUCGGAACCGUUUUUUCUAAUCCCUCUGCCGUACUGCCGUCGAUCACCGUCACUUCCAUCAUCUCUGCUGCAAUCGCCGCGACGACGACGGACGCCACCCCCACUAUCACCCCCACCACCGACCGAAACGCUCCUGACGCCCUGUCAACCACCAGGACAGUCACCAACACCAUCCCCACCUCCAGCGAUGUGGACGCGGUCACAACCUGUCCUCACUGCGACCGCGCAUUCACCUCACACAUAGACGUGGUCAGUCACUGGCGUGUCCAUUGCACAGAGACAGGCGAGCCAGUUCCUGGAGAAACAACAUACACUCGCUGAAUCUGCCCUCGUUACCCUUAUUGUCCAUGCACAUUCAUUCACCAUAUGGGCCGGCUCGGUCCAAUCAGUGUCCACGACAGCGGAAUUAACCGCGGUACCGAUACACCUAGCAGACCUUGCACAUCCACCCUCCCCAACCCAAUUAUUCCCAAUCACUCAGCGCACCCAGCAUUCACGGCAGCAGCAGCAGCAGCAGCAGCAGCAGCAGCAGCAGCAGCAGCAGCAGCAGCAGCAGCAGCAGCAGCAGCAGCAGCAGCAGCAGCAGCAGCAGCAGCAGCAGCAGCAGCAGCAGCAGCAGCAGCAGCAGCAGCAACAGCAACAACAACAACAACAAAAAUAA